AUGAAAUUAGUUAAUAUUCAUUAGUCAAUUAGAUCUAAGUCAGAGAAUCGAAGAUAGACAAGUAGAGAAUAAACAAAUACCGAUCACAAAUAUAAAUUACCAUAAUUGAUGGAUAAACAAAUAUCUUAAAAAACAUUUAAGAAACCUCCAUUACAAUAAAAAUCUAGGAGAAUCAUAAACUCUAAAAUUCCUAAGUUGGAAAUUUAAUUAUAUUAUGGAUCCUUAUCUAAAGCUGGAUUUGAUGGAUUUUGUGAAAAAACCAAUUAAGAUAGAGAAUUUGCUGAAAUUAUUGAUGAUGAAUAAGGAAUUUUUGCUGUUAUGGAUGGACAUGGAACUGAUGGUGAUUAAAUAAGCACAUUUGUUAGAGAUUAUUUUUAAUGUAUAUAGAUAAUAUAUUAUAAAUUAGAAUAUGCAAUUAAGGAUUUUAAAACGAUUGAUUUUGUCAAGUUAUUUGCAAAUGCUCAUUCAAAUGUUGCUUCUCAUUCACAUUUUGAUUCACUUAUGUCUGGAACAACUGCAACCUUGAUAGUUAUUAGAGACUAAGUAAUUCAUUGUGCUUGGGUAGGAGAUUCAAGAGCAAUUUUAUGCUCUAAAUAAUAAAAUAAAUUAAUAACAACUGAUCUAUCUAUUGAUCAUAAACCACAUUUAUUGAAAGAAAAAAAAAGAAUAGAAAAUUAAGGUGGAGCUGUUAAUACUUAUAAACUAUAAAAUGGACAAUCUGUAGGUCCAUCUAGAGUUUAUAUUAAAGGAGCUUCAUUUCCUGGAUUGGCAAUGUCUAGAAGCAUAGGAGAUUAAAUAGCUGAACAAGUAGGAGUUUCUCAUGUACCAGGUAUUUAAUUAUAUUAUUAAAGAUAUUAAAUAGCAUCAGAUAACUAGAGAUGAUUUAUUUAUAAUAAUUGGUUCAGAUGGAUUAUGGGAAUUUUUAGAUAAUAAUCAAGUAUUAAAAGUAUCAUUAAGAUAGUAGAAAUAACACAUCAAUAUUUUUUGAAUAAUGAUCCAUAAGGAGCUUGUUAGAAAUUGAUUUAAGAAUCCAAAACUUAAUGGAAAAAGUUUAGUGAAGGAGUUGAUGAUAUUACUGUAAUUGUUGUCUUCUUAUAGAAUUCAAAUACAUGA
Messenger RNA from Paramecium pentaurelia, 1113 nucleotides. The record is from the annotation of a GenBank genome assembly. NCBI's taxonomy places the organism in Eukaryota, Ciliophora, Oligohymenophorea, Peniculida, Parameciidae.